UCUUCUGUGAACUGAAGUCUCUGGCUUCUUUCCAACUUCAGAGGAUUCUGCAACACUUUCUCUUGAACCUGACCUCCCAUCUCUACUCCCUCACAGAACCCCAGGAACUCUUCCCGAUGCAGCUGCUCCUGCUGCUGCUCUUGGUGUGGGUACAUCACUGGACACUCAGAGCCAAGCCUUCUACUGCCACAGAGUGCAAGGAUGAGAGAUACAAGGUGGAAGUGUUGGAGAUGGUGCUGGUACAGGAAGGUCUCUGUGUCCUUGUGCCCUGCACAUUCACCGGUCCUAGAACCUAUCCUGUUCAAGUUUAUGGCUCCUGGUUCCACACAGGGGCCGAUAGAAGUCAAGACUCUGCAGUGGCCACAAACAACCCAGAACAGCAAGUGCUGAAGGAGACCCGGGGCCGAUUCCACCUCGUAGGGGACAUGCAGAGCAACAACUGUUCCCUGGAUAUCAGAGAUGCACAAAGAGGUGACAACGGUUCCUACUUCUUCAUGGGAAAGCAGCAAAGAAAGUCACAGUGGAGUUCCUGUGGGAAGCCAGUGUCUGUGCAUGUGACAGCCCUCAUAUACAAACCCCACAUCUUUCCGCUGGAGACCCUGAAGCCUGGCUGUCCCAGAAACCUGACCUGCUCUGUGCCCUGGGCCUGUGAAAGGGGGACACCUCCCAUCUUCUCCUGGAUGUCAGCUGCCCUCACCUCCCUGGGCCCAAGGACCACUCUCUCCUCAGUGCUGACCCUCACACCCAGGCCUCAGGACCAUGGCACCAACCUCACCUGUCAGGUGACCUUUCCUGGAGCUGGUGUGACUGUGGAAAGGACCAUCCAGCUCAAUGUCACCUCAGGGAACCCAGGAAGAAAAUCAGCUUCAGGAGUGAUUCUGGGAGCCAUCGGGGGUGCUGGUGUCACAGCCCUGCUCUCCGUCUCCAUCUGCCUCAUCUUCUUCAUAGUGAAGGCACACAGAAAGAAAGCAGCCAGGACUGCAGUGAGCAUGAGCCACAUGCACCCCACUGUUGAGUCACUUUCCCAGUGUCAACAGCAGGACUCCAAGGUUCACAGCCAUGUUGAGGACCCCACCUUGGGGAUAGAGCAAGAAGUACACUAUGCGUCCCUCAGCUUUCACAGGUCAGCGCCUCGGAAGGAAACCUCUCCCUAGUAUGUAGAGAUAUGGACCCAUUGAGGAACCAUCAGGAACAUCACUCUUAGCUGGAAUACUGUGUCUUCUGUGACUGAUUUUCAGAGACUUUCCAUCAUACAAUUCUGAGGUUUCUGCUGAAGCAAAGUCUCUCUUAAUUCCCUUGUGAAUAUAUUUCUCUCAAGACCAGUGAACUGGGCAUUGAAUACUGUCUCUCGCAUGCCCAAGUCUAUAAAGAAUGCUCAUAUCACUGAGGAAAGUCAGGACAGGAACUCAAGCAAUAAGUUGAAGCAGAAACCAUGGAAGAGGGGCUGGAAAGGUAACUCAGAGGUUAAGAACAUGCAGUUCUCUUGCAGAGGACCUGAGUACAGUUUCCAGCACCCACAUCAGGUAGCUCACAAGCACCUGUAACUUUAGCUCUGAUCAGAAGCACGUACCCACAUUGACCUGACUAGUUUAUUGUCAACAAGUUAUUUGAUAAUAGAGACUCCAUUGAGGAAAUGACCCUAUAAGAUUUGUCUGUAAGCAAGUCGGCAGUGCAUUUUCUUAACUAGUGAUUGAUGUGGGAGUGCCCAGCCCAUUGUGUGCCAUGCAACGUAUGAGUAAGUGGUGGUUCUGGGUGCAAUAACAAAGUGAGCUGAUCAAGCCAGUAAGAAGCACUUCUCCAAAUCCUCAGGAUCAGUUCCACCUCCAGAUUCUUGCCUUGAGCACCUGCCCUGAUUUUCCUGGAUGAUGGACUGUUGUCUGAAAUAAACCCUUUCCUCCUCAA
Molecule: messenger RNA, 1902 nt
Organism: Peromyscus californicus insignis
Lineage: Eukaryota; Metazoa; Chordata; Mammalia; Rodentia; Cricetidae
Product: myeloid cell surface antigen CD33-like
Exons: 5
Coding region: 117-1154 (345 amino acids)
Biological process (GO): cell adhesion
Cellular component (GO): plasma membrane
Molecular function (GO): sialic acid binding
Source: RefSeq, a predicted model, not a curated record